This is a messenger RNA of Nothobranchius furzeri (turquoise killifish), 4071 nucleotides long. RefSeq names its product arrestin red cell. Lineage: Eukaryota; Metazoa; Chordata; Actinopteri; Cyprinodontiformes; Nothobranchiidae. Gene Ontology annotation, cellular component: cytoplasm. Gene Ontology annotation, molecular function: angiotensin receptor binding. Gene Ontology annotation, biological process: positive regulation of ERK1 and ERK2 cascade; signal transduction; G protein-coupled receptor internalization. The record is from RefSeq and is a predicted model, not a curated record.
GAGCUGUCGUUGUGUACGCGCGCGCGCGUGCACUGAGAGAAAGAUCGUGCCUUUGCGGAAGCUCGGAGGAGCCGAGGCGGCGCUACAUGAAAUUAGCAUACUAACUUGUUAUCCCUGAGCCGAUGUGGAUGGACGGCUGAACCGAGCAGACACCGACCGCUGAGAUAACACCGAGGCCGGGAUCAUUUUGUUGGGAUCUUCUUGCCAUCUGCCUGCCGCGGAGAUGGGGGACAAGGCGGGCACCAGGGUAUUCAAGAAGUCCAGUCCCAACUGUAAGCUGACGGUUUAUUUGGGGAAGCGGGACUUCGUGGACCAUCUGGACCAUGUGGACCCAGUCGACGGAGUGAUUCUGGUGGACCCGGAUUACCUGAAGGACCGGAAAGUCUUCGUCACACUGACAUGUGCCUUCCGGUAUGGGCGAGAGGACCUGGAUGUUCUGGGUCUGUCCUUCAGAAAGGACCUCUACAUCUCCACCUUCCAGGCCUUCCCUCCAGUUCCUGAGGAGAAGAAACCAAACAGCCGUCUUCAGGACCGGCUGCUGAAGAAACUGGGUCAGCACGCCCACCCGUUCUACUUCACAAUCCCACAGAAUCUGCCGUGUUCAGUCACCCUGCAGCCUGGCCCGGAGGACACAGGAAAGGUACCACAGGCCUGUGGGGUGGACUUUGAGAUCAGAGCUUUCUGUGCGAAGACAAUAGAAGAAAAGAUCCACAAGAGGAACUCGGUGCGUCUGGUGAUCAGGAAGGUCCAGUAUGCUCCAGAAAAGCCCGGUCCACAGCCCAUGGUAGAGACCACCCGCAGCUUCCUGAUGUCGGACCGGUCCCUGCACCUGGAGGCUUCGCUAGACAAAGAGCUGUACUACCACGGAGAGCCCAUCAGUGUGAACGUCCACGUCACCAACAACUCCACCAAGACCGUGAAGAGAGUGAAGAUCUCUGUGCGUCAGUAUGCUGACAUCUGUCUGUUCAGCACCGCCCAGUACAAGUGUCCAGUGGCCCAGCUGGAGGCAGACGACCAGGUGUCAUCCAGCUCUACCUUCUGUAAGGUGUACACCCUGACCCCGACGCUUGACAAGAACAGAGAGAAGAGAGGACUCGCUCUCGACGGGAAACUCAAACACGAAGACACGAACCUGGCCUCGUCCACUAUAGUGAAGGACGUCACCAACAAGGAGGUUCUGGGAAUCCUGGUGUCCUACAGAGUUAAAGUCAAGCUGGUGGUCUCACGCGGAGGAGACGUUUCAGUGGAGCUGCCCUUCAUCCUGAUGCACCCUAAACCUGUGGAGCUGCCAGCAUCCCGCCCUCACUCAGCUGUGCCGGAGUCUGACCCACCCCUCGACACCAAUCUGAUAGAAUUCGACACAAACAGCAUCUCCCAGGACGACGACUUUGUCUUCGAGGACUUUGCUCGUCUGCGGCUCAAAGGCGCAGUGGACGACAAGGAGGAGGACUGCUAGGAGCUUGCCAUGGCUCCACGCUCGCUUUGACAACACACACACACACACACACACACACCUCACAUACAUUCCCCAACCGAGCCGAUGGACGAGAGCUCGGUGUUUCCUCCUCUCUUGCCUCAGAUGCCCUUCAUACUACCGCCAUCUCUCCCUUGCCAACAUUGUUAAGGGUUCCUAUGAAGGUGGGCGGGGCUUUCAGCAUCACCCAAUCCCUGCAGCCGUUUGCAGAUUGUGGCUGGAGGCCAAAGCAAACAAGUUUGAGUCAAUAAAAGUGAAAUAGUUGUUUACCACCCGACACCCCCUCCUCUGACCCCAGGUCUGCUCAGCGCCUGGCCUGGUUGGGGCUGGUUCAGCUCGGUUAACCAGAGUUAGUUGGUUAAAUCUGAGUGAAACCUGAUCGGCCUUUUUAUUUUAUUUUGAAGGGUUGUUGGUGCAAAGAUGCUAAAGUGAUUAAGUUGUGUUUUUCCGUGUCGGGUGCACCUCCUCAACAGGUGUGGUUACAAACCUCUCUGACUUCAACCUUCUUUAUUUGAAAAGUGUGUGAGUUAAAAAUCCUUUGAAAUAAAAUCUAAACCUCGGAUUUUCUUCUGCGAAUCUUUUAAAGCUUCUGUGAUUUUCUGAUUGACGCCUCAGCGUCAUCUCGCUUUUAUUGUGAAAAACAAACUUUUAGCAUCAGUCAGUUUCGCCAAAACGUUUCAGCACCUGUUCAGCUUCUCCGCUAGUCGCUAUUUUAAACUCAUCCAUUUUCUUCUGAUGAACUUUUGUCGUUAAAUCAAUUUAAUUUUCAAAAUACAUAUGAAUCAUAAUAAUCUUUGCCCUCCACCCAGUACAGCGCUGGCUCCGCCCCUCUACCCAGCUGUUGUACAGUGCUGGCUCCGCCCCCUCUACCCCCUCCACCCAGUACAGCGCUGGCUCCGCCCCUCUACCCAGCUGUUGUACAGUGCUGGCUCCGCCCCCUCUACCCCCUCUACCCAGUACAGCGCUGGCACCGCCCCCUCUACCCAGCUAUUGUACAUCACUGGCUCCGCCCCCUCCACCCAGCUGUUGAACAGCGCUGGCUCCGCCCCCUCCACCCAGCUGUUGUACUGGACUGGCCACGCCCCCUCUACCCCCUCCACCCAGUACAGCGCUGGCUCCGCCCCCUCGACCCAGCUGUUGUACUGCGCUGGCUCCGCCCCCUCUACCCAGCUGUUGUACAGCGCUGGCUUCGCCCCCUCCACCCAGUACAGCGCUGGCUCCGCCCUCUCUACCCAGCUGUUGUACAGCACUGGCUCCGCCCCCUCUACCCAGCUGUUGUACAGCACUGGCUCCGCCCCCUCUACCCAGCUGUUGUACAGCACUGGCUCCGCCCCCUCUACCCAGCUGUUGUAAUGCACUGGCCACGCCCCCUCUACCACCUCCACCCAGCUGUUGUACUGCGCUGGCUCCACCCCCUCUACCCAGCUGUUGUACAGCGCUGGCUUCGCCCCCUCCACCCAGUACAGCGCUGGCUCCACCCUCUCUACCCAGCUGUUGUACAGCGCUGGCUCCGCCCCCUCCACCCAGCUGUUGUACAGCGCUGGCUCCGCCCCUUUACCCAGCUGUUGUAUAGCACUGGCUCCGCCCCCUAUACCCAGCCGUUGUAAUGCACUGGCCACGCCCCCUCUACCGCCUCCACCCAGCUGUUGUACAGCGCUGGCUCCGCCCCUUUACCCAGCUGUUGUACAGCACUGGUUCCGCCCCCUCUACCCAGUUGUUGUAAUGCACUGGCCACGCCCCCUCUACUGCCUCCACCCAGCUGUUGUACAGCGCUGGCUCCGCCCCCUCCACCCAUCUAUUUUUACAGCGCUGGCUCCGCCCCCUAUACCCAGCUGUUGUAAUGCACUGGCCACGCCCCCUCUACUGCCUCCACCCAGCUGUUGUACAGCGCUGGCUCCGCCCCCUCCACCCAGCUGUUGUACAGCGCUGGCUCCGCCCCCUAUACCCAGCUGUUGUAAUGCACUGGCCACGCCCCCUCUACCGCCUCCACCCAGCUGUUGUACAGCACUGGCUCCGCCCCCUCUACCCAGCUGUUGUAAUGCACUGGCUCCGCCCCCUCUACUGCCUCCACCCAGCUGUUGUACAGCGCUGGCUCCACCCCCUCCACCCAUCUAUUUUUACAGCGCUGGCUCCGCCCCCUCCACACAGAUCUCUUGCGCCUGUUUCAGCAGCGUGACCUUUGACCUCGUCCCUGCUGCUUUUUCUCUCGAUGCCGUUUAUUUUCCACGUGCUGUGAAUCGUUGGAGCUGUGGUUCUGACUCUGUCCUACUUUCGUUGUGCGUCUGUGGCGUAACCGUGUGAACAUAUGUUGACAAGUGCCAUGACCCGGCCGUGCGAUGCUUACAUGAAGUCUAAACCAGGAAGUGAUCAGUGCUGGUAACUCGACACCAGCACACAGACCAGUUCCAUUAUUGCUAUUAUUAUUAUUCUGCUUCUGAUUAUUAUUAUUAUAUUACUAUGGUGACUAUAAUUACUUCUGUAUCGUCAGCGAUUCUCCUCAUAAUCAGCUCAGAGUUUGUUGUUCAGCCAUGUAUUUUUUUAUUUUCAGAUUUUUAUUUGAGUUUUCUUUUUAUUAUUAAACUUGAAAUGAACUAACA